Molecule: messenger RNA, 3574 nt
Organism: Drosophila serrata
Lineage: Eukaryota; Metazoa; Arthropoda; Insecta; Diptera; Drosophilidae
Product: gamma-aminobutyric acid type B receptor subunit 1-like
Biological process (GO): gamma-aminobutyric acid signaling pathway; G protein-coupled receptor signaling pathway
Cellular component (GO): membrane; G protein-coupled receptor heterodimeric complex
Molecular function (GO): G protein-coupled GABA receptor activity
Source: RefSeq, a predicted model, not a curated record
UUGUGAUCAAUAUAUAAAUCCGAGGUGCGUAACAUUAAAAUGUGCCACAAUUUUAGCAGAACACAGAAAGGAUUCUGUUUUCAUUGAGGAUCAAUUAAACGAAACUGGUGCACUUGUCAAUGUACUUUGGUUGGGACUCAACUUCAGAAGUACAGUCAAAUGGCUUGUAAAAGAAUACACAAAACGAUAUCCAAAAGGAUCCAAGAGAAUCAUUAUUUUACACUGGAACUCAUCUGAACUAAUUAAUAAUCAGGAAAAUUUUGCAAAAAUUGUAAUGCCAAAGUGUGAAUAUUUCGAUCCUGUACGCAAAACAUAUUGCAAAUACAAGGAUACUCGCAUUGUAAAAUAUUAUGCAAAAAGCUUGGAAUAUGACAAACGACUAAUUUUUGCAAUUAAAAAAUUUUAUUUGAGUGAGGGCGUCAUAGAAGACAUAAGGGAUGAAUAUCAAAGUAAUAGUUUUAACGACAUAAAUAUAUAUAGCAAGGUGGCUUGUAAAUGGUUGACCAAACACGAACAUUUGUAUAAUACUUGGAAGGAAACUUAUGCAGACACUAAUUUAUCAAUCGGUGGUAUAUUUCCAAUAAAUAUAACUAAGAGCGGUUAUGAAGACCUUCAUAAGGUAGCAAAAUUGGCGGCUAUGGCUGUUAACAAGGAACAGUCAAUAUUACCUGGCUAUAACUUGCAAAUACUAGUAAAUGAUGGACAAUGCAAGUCUGCCAUGGUUUUGAAAGCUCUUAUACACUAUUACACGGAACCAAAUAUGUUGGGAAUUUUAGGUCCUGCGUGUAGUGAAACAGUGGAACCAUUAGCUGGCAUUGCUAAACACAUGAAUAUGAUGAUAAUUUCCUAUUCGGUGGACGGAAUAAACUUGGAUAAUCGUGAAACUCACCCUUACUUUUUUCGUACAAUUGGUUCAAAUUUGUUAUUUGUUGAUGCUUACCUCGAAAUUAUGAAUUCAUUUGGAUGGUUACGAGUUGCCUAUUUGACCGAUUAUGCCAAUAACCAUUUUAUUGUAACAUUGGAAAGAAUAUUAAAAUCUCGAAAUAUAAUACUACUUUCAAAUCAAAAAAUUGCUGUGGAUAUUAAACUUGUGGAUAUAAAUAAGCAUCUUAAAAAAUUAAAAGCUACACGAUCUAAGAUCAUAAUUGCAGACUUACAUAGCGAAAAUGCACUAAAGACAUUAUGUGAAGCAUAUAAAUUAAGCAUGACUCAUCAACAAGACUAUAUUUGGUUUCUUCCCCAUUUGCUUUCAAAAGAUCGGGAUAUCUGGAAAUCUGUUAAUUCUAGCUGCAGCGUAAAACAGUUCGAAAAAGCAUUCGACAGCCAUUUUAGUUUAAGGUUCACUCCAUUUGGAAGUCCAAAUUCACCGAUGCAAGAAAUGAUCACAGUUAAAGAUUGGAUGGACUCUUACAAACGCACAUAUGGUGACGAACCUUCUUAUUACGCUGGAUUUACAUAUGACGCAGUUUGGACAUAUGCUAAGGCCGCACAUAAAUUACUCUAUGAAAACAAAACCAUAUUUAAUAAUUUAAGAAAUCCCGAAGUUGUUAAAAAUCUUGGUGAUCUUAUUCGGCAAACUAAUUAUAGAGGCUUGUCAGGGAAUGUAUCAUUUGACAACGGAGAGAAAAGGUACGGAUCACGUAUUAUUGAAUUGGAUGUAUUGCAGUGGAGAAAUAAUAGUUUUAAUAAAGUAGGUAUUUUCAAACCAGUUUUCAAAAUUAAUGACACUUAUAGAUACACAAACGGGGGGGAAUUGUUUUUAAACUUCUCAGAAAUUUAUUGGGCUAAUGAUAGGAUCCCAGAAGACGGUAGAUUUGAUUGCAACCUAUCAAUAUUGGCAAGAACUUUGCAUGUAGACUGCAAUAUUAUGAAUACUUUUAUUUUGAUACUUAUUUGCUUAUUUACAUUAGCAUUUAUAUUUUUUGUAACGUUUUGUUUUUGGAGGCAACUGUACAGUCGUAAACUGAAACGUUCGGCAGAGAUUAUGAAAAUGUUUGGAAUCGACUUGUUAUCUCCAUCAUUAAAUAAAAAUAAUACUUUAGACAAAUGGGAAAUACCAAAAGGGAACGUGGUAGUUAAUCGAAGUUUGGGGGAAGGCGCUUUUGGAAUGGUUUAUGGAGGGGAGGCACAGCUUUCUUCUGGGAUCUGGACUGCUGUAGCCGUCAAAACAUUGAAGUCUGGCCAAUCUAUGGAAGAUCGUAUAGACUUUUUGGCAGAAGCAGAGGCCAUGAAAAAAUUCGACCACAGAAAUAUUAUUAAAUUACUUGGAGUUUGUCUGCAAAGUGAACCCAUUUAUACAAUAAUGGAGUUUAUGUUGUAUGGUGACUUAAAAACAUAUCUAUUGGCGCGUAGAAAUAUGGUUAAUGAUAAAGUGCCUGAUGACUGUGAUAUUUCAGCAAAGUAUCUUACACUCUAUGCAUUGGAUGUGGCAAAAGGUCUCGCAUAUUUAGCAGAACAAAAAUACGUUCACAGAGAUAUUGCUUGCAGAAAUUGUCUUAUAAAUUCUUAUCGAGUGGUUAAAAUCGCUGAUUUUGGUAUGGCUCGUCCCACAUUUGAAAGUGACUAUUAUAAGUAUAAUCGAAAAAGUGUUCGAAAACUUUUUCCAGUUCGAUGGAUGCCUCCAGAAACACUAACCUUAGGAUUGUUUACCCCUGCUUCCGACAUUUGGUCAUUCGGGAUAGUAGUCUAUGAAGUGAUAUCUUUCGGUUCCUAUCCUUAUCAAGGUCUUACUAAUUAUCAGGUGUUGAAUUACGUUAAAAAUGGCAACACCCCGCAGAUACCUUUAGGGAUAAAGCCACAACUAGAAGGUCUCCUAAAGUCUUGCUGGAGUCAGGAUGCUUCUAAACGACCAACGGCAAAAGACAUCGUCGAGUAUAUAUCAAAUUAUCCUCGACUCCUAACGCCUACUCUUGAAUUCCCUACCGCAGAAAUUGACAUACCGGAAUAUCAAAUUCAUCAAAAAUCCACAGUCUCGUCUACUAACAUUUGUGAGACCAUGCCUAUUUCUAAUUCUGAAUAUUAUUCAAAAAUUACUGCCGAUGGCUAUAGCAUAAUGUCUCCAUUAUUAAAAAGUUCAUAGAGUUCAAAAAUGUGUUUUCAAAAUUAUAUGUUUUUUAAAUAAAACCAACAACAGCCUUAAAGCCUAAGAGUGUAAAGGGAAUUGAAAUUAAUAAGAAACUUCAGACAAAUGUGUUCAACUGUUGUUAACCACAUUAAUGAUACAACACGAUUUUUCAAUGAAACGUCCAGUCUAAAUGGGCUAAAGCAAUUAUUCUGAUCAACUCUAAAAGUAAUUAUUUUAAGAUUAAAAGUGUAUUCAAAUACGAUUUUAAGUCUGUGGACGAGUGAGAUGCGGAUUGCCAUAGUGGACCAGGAGUUUGCAAAGCAACGAAGAAGACAUUUCCAAAAUGCAUAUACAUUACAGAUUAGAAUUUAAAGCCAAGCUAUUGUCAUUUGGUCACCUCUGUAUCUGCUUCAAAGCGAUCAAUUUUUUUCUAAGUGAACCUUUAAAGAUUCUUCUUACUUCCAUACAUACAUACAUAAGUCAUAUCGCUACAAAAAGAACGAUAGGGAA